UGUUGCCCUCCCACCUAUCUGAGGAAGCGUUAGUGCAUGGGCUUUGUUUGUGUAUGGAGAAACAAUAUAUAUGCCGCACGUCGGAAGUCAUGGUGACGUGAUAAUGAUAUGAAACGCGUCAAGUGUUUAGGCCCCUGUAGUGAUAUAUAAACGCGGGAGCCAGAAGAGUGUUUAGACCUAUUUGUGGUCUACUGAAAGGAAAGAUCUGCAAUGAAGCUUCUACUGGCAUUUCUGAUGCUCUGUCUUUUAGCGUCCAUCACUGUCGCCGACGAAGACGAAGGUGAUGACGGCGGUGACAAGGAAGGCGGCGGCGGUGAGAAGGAUGGCGGCGGCGGUGAGAAGGAAGGCGGCGCCGGUGGCAACGACGGUGGCGGUGAAGGUGGAUCCGGUUCCGGGAAACUUCCAGAGACUGAAAAGGCGCCAAGUGGUGGCGAAGAUAAAGGCAAUGAAGGAGGUGGUGGUGGUCAAGGAGAGGGAGGCAGUGAGUCAGCGACAGACAAGACCAAUGGAAAAGACUCAAUGCCAAAAAGCAGGACAAAGAGGAAUUCACAAUGUUCAGCGUCUCCGGGGAACUGUUCCGGUUACUUGAAGAAGUGGUACUUUAAAAAUGCGAGCGGCGUCAUACUCGACGUGUCCUUUAUAGUGGUUCCAUUCGGCAGACAACUAGGCAGGUUAGACAACUAG
This is a messenger RNA of Rhipicephalus sanguineus (brown dog tick), 684 nucleotides long. Its product is annotated as holotricin-3-like. The transcript has 5 exons. NCBI's taxonomy places the organism in Eukaryota, Metazoa, Arthropoda, Arachnida, Ixodida, Ixodidae. The record is from RefSeq and is a predicted model, not a curated record. The coding region runs from base 211 to 684 and encodes 157 amino acids.